AUGGCCACUCCGAUUGACAGCCCUCAUCGUCCCAGCCUCCAUCCGCUGUGGACUUCACAAUACAAUCUCGGCGGCUUCCCUCGCUCAUCGGGCCGCCCUGCGAACGCUUCCUACUUCAGCCAAUCUGACCGCUCUCCCAAGAGCCUGCCAACCCCGGUAUUCCCGUCAAACGAUGGAUCCAUGAGACAACACGAGCGUGCCAUGGUCGACCGUCUAGGGCAGAGACUUCGUCAACAACAACGGCCCGACCUCAGCCCGCGAAAGUCCGCCUCUCGCCCGAGCCCUCUAUCUCCCCUCGCGGAGCUUUCCAUCUCCGUUCCCGAUGGCAGACGGUACUCUGCCGCCCAGAUCAGCCCUGGCCUGCCGCCUCCCCCUGUCACACCGGUCUCACCGUCGAUGCCGAUGCCGAUGCCCAGGAGCGGCGGCAACCGCCGCCAGACCCUCGCCGCCGAAAACCGGUCAAUGCUCCUCGCCGGCCUCGGCGAAGAAGCGAAGCGCCGCCAGUCCGUCCCCAACGCCAACUUUAUCGCCAGGUCCAAGGACGCCGAGAAGCGUCACCACCAAGAGCAGCUGCGCGCCUGGGGCCACGUCUACCUCGGCGACGCAAAGACAUCGGACGUCUUCGUCCAGGCCGUUUCGCUCCGCAGGGAUUCCAACGCCAGCACCAACUCGGACAACUCGGCCGGCGACUCCUCUCCGACACGCAUGCCGACAACGCCCACGAUCCCCUCCCACCAGACCGCGAUCCGAGCCCGCGUGCGGCCCCGCGCCCUGGAACGCAAACCGUUCCUCAUCCAGCGCACAUUCGACAUCGAGCAGCUGCGUUCCACGGUCCCGGACCCGCUCCCGAGCUCGCCGGGGGCUGACCAGCGCCGCCGCCCCUCCCUCGCGGGCUCCCCGUUGCCCAAGGUCGCCUCUCCCCGGCCGAGCAUGGCGCGGAGGAGAUCCAGCAGCGCCGCGCACAGCGCACACAGCCCUCUGCCAUACAGCCGCGGCAUCAAGUCCGAGUCAUCGCGGGCCCCGUCGCGUGGCGCGUCCACCAUGCCGAUCCAUCUUCAAUAUGCCAGAUCCUCUCUGCCGGUAUUGGCCGCCCUCAUCGUCUCCGGCCACAUCACCGCGGGCGACGUUAUCGACCUGCCGCUACCCCAUCCCGAGGUCUGGCCCAGCACCGUCGCCUACGUCUACACCGGACAAGGAGACCUGACGGAUGCGGUCAGGGAAAACAUCCUCUACCUUGCCGGCAAAGUCUAA
Molecule: messenger RNA, 1251 nt
Organism: Colletotrichum karsti
Lineage: Eukaryota; Fungi; Ascomycota; Sordariomycetes; Glomerellales; Glomerellaceae
Exons: 2
Coding region: 1-1251 (416 amino acids)
Source: RefSeq, a predicted model, not a curated record